This is a messenger RNA of Nilaparvata lugens (brown planthopper), 3033 nucleotides long. Its product is annotated as bromodomain-containing protein 8. Bases 329 to 2983 code for a protein of 884 amino acids. The record is from RefSeq and is a predicted model, not a curated record. The transcript is spliced from 14 exons. NCBI's taxonomy places the organism in Eukaryota, Metazoa, Arthropoda, Insecta, Hemiptera, Delphacidae. Gene Ontology annotation, cellular component: NuA4 histone acetyltransferase complex.
AAGAAGACAUUGUAUUCGUAAGUGUGGAAGUGUGCGUGUGAACGUCAGUGCAUAGUGUUUACUGUUUACUAUGGAAAUAUAAUAAAUUUGCAAUUAUUUAAAAAAGUAAAAUAGUUUUCGUAUAUAUAUGUAGUUUUUUGAACGGGAUCUCUUCAAAUUAAUGCAGUGAUAUUCCAUUUAUCUACAGGGGAUUGUUUUCCAAAGGGAAUCAAAAUGAAUUCAUUUGCAUUUAUUGGUUAGGUUUAGGUUACUAAAAUUAUUACCGGGUUUAUACUUUUUGAUACAAUUAUUAUAAAGUUUAGAUAAUUUGAUUGUUGAUUGAAUCAUAAUGAAGCGUGUACAUGCUGAGAAUUGGUCACUCAGAGAGAGGCUUGUCCUGGCAUCUUCUGUUCUCAGAAGUGGAGAUCAGAAUUGGAUGUCAGUGAGCCGCGCGAUGCGCACCAUGUGUGAGGGAGGCGAUCGGCCACUGGAGUGGUACUCGCAGAAGCAGUGCGCCGUGCAGUACGAGCAUCUGCUGAACACACUGGGUGGGGGGAGUGCCCUGCCUAAGCGCAAGAAGCGCUCGCUCGACGCGUCGUCCACAUCGCUCGCUGCGACUGCGCACGACACGCCGCAGGAGGUCAUUGUGCGCAAGCUCACUCAAGAACGAAUAGAAGAGCUGAGAGCCCAGUUGGUGGAGCUUCGAGCGAGCUAUUUGCGAGAGAAACAUGAAAAAGAGGAAGUGUUGAGUGGACGUUUUGACUCACGUUUGGAUGAAAUUGAACAGGCCGAUGCAGAGAGGGAUUCGGAGUUCAAUCGAACGAAAGAGCAAGCAACUCCUGUUAAACUUGAGCCAACGCAGACACCGCAACCAGAGUCGAAGCCAACCUCUCCACUGCUGACCUCUCUGCUGCAAAGUCCGUCUCCUGCGCUGAUGCAUCGCAGUCCCACCAUCUCCAGUCUGCUCAUCUCGUCCCCCCCUGUGCCUGGGCCCACUCAAACACCUCCCAGGCCCAUCGCGGCCACAACAUUGUCUCAGCUUCUAGAAAGUCCCACCAUUUCUUCGCCAACUACCAUACAGAAAACACAGAGUCCCAGUAGGAGUCCAGCAACACAAGCUCCAGCGAACGAUCCACCUCAAAAUGAUAUUGUAGAAGAUGAGUUGUCUGAGAAAGAAAUAACCGAAUUUUUGACUGAACUUAUUCCACCGGGAGUUGGAGAACAAGUACUAUCGCUGGAUAAUGUCAAGGAUGAUCUCAUUGAUGUUAAGAUAGAAGACAUUCCAUUGGUAGAAACAGACCCUUCGGAAGUUGUAACUGACAUAGAUCCAACAGAAGUAAUAGUGGCAGCCGAGAAUAUCCAAACAGAAGAAGUUUGUACUGACAGAGAAAACACAUCAAUAUUAUCAAAUCAAACAGCGACUUCAGCGAUCUCAACAAUCUCAGCCAUAGACGACACGCCUGACAGUGAUCUAAUCGCUGAAACUCUGAGUGAGUUGGCAGAGCUCGAUUCGCGAACCAUUGACAUGAUAGUUGUUGGACCCGAUGCGCAGCUGGCCGGUGGUAUAAAAGAAGAGCUUGUGGAAAUUACUAGCACUGACAUAGACCUAGCCACUGGAGAGGCGGCGGCUGCUGCACCAACGAUGAAGGAGAUAAUAGAGGGCGCAGAGGUGGUCGUAGAGGGCCAACCAGAUAAUGGAGCGGUCAUCGAGGAGGAGACGGUUGUCGACUCGACCGUUGUUGUCGACAACAUAGUCGACUUCCCCACUUCGAUAGUCGAAGAGUCGAUAGUUGAAGAGACUACGGUCGCAACUCAAGGAGAGGAGGAGGAGGAGGUGGUUGUGAAGAUAGAGGUAGGGGAGGAAGUCGAAGAGGUGGAGAAAGAAGUGGAAGUGAAGGUGGAACCGGAAGAAGUAGGGGAAGAAGAAGUGGUAGCACAGGAAGUGGUGGAAGACGAAGUUGUGGUGGAAACUGGCGGAGAAGCAGUGGUGGAGGAGGAUGUGGUCGUGAAUGAGGAGGUGACACAAGAACAAAGAGAGGAAGAGAAGGAAAGUGAGGAGAAGGAAAAGGAAAGUGAGGAGAAGGAGAAGGAAAGUGGGGAGAAGGUGGAGGAAGUUGCAGUGAAGGAGGAAGCUGAGGAGAAAGUAGAGGAGGAGAAGAUUGUUGAGGAGGAGAAGGGUGAGGACGAGGAGGAAGAGAAGAGGGUGGUUGAGGAGGAACAAGUUGAGAGUAUCGAAGAGACAGUGGUUGAAACAACCGAACCCCCCACCCCGCAUCCAACCGAAGAAACCAUCAAAGAGAAAGUUGAAACCAAAGACCUAACCGAUGAAGAGGAAGAAAGCGAAGACAACACGAAAGAAGACGAGACGAAACCCGGAGACGAAAGUGCGGAGGCAAAGGAACCCGAGAAAGAAGAUAAGGAGGAAGAAAUGAUAUCGGAGGCAGCUGAAGCAACGAAGGAGGUGGAGGAGAAAGGAGGCGAAGAAGAGGAGUUGGAGGAGGAGGAGGAGAAGAAGAAGGAAGAGGAGGAAGGUGAGACUAGUGAGGAGGUUACGCGUGCGGAUGUAAGUGCAGCUAUUACUGUCUCUGUCAAUGAGAUCAUGUCGUCUUCGUCUACCCCAAGUACUCCUACAUCAGCAGUUUUGCCCAAUAUAAUGUCCAUCGCUUCUGAUACUGUUUCGUUGGUCAAUAUGCGGUGCGGAGUUUGUGACGCAGCUGUUCCAAAGCGCGAUAUUAUAGAUUGCCCAAGAUGUCAUAAGAACUAUCAUUAUUCAUGUCAAACAUGUUUCACGGAACCUAACUUUAGAAAGAUGUCUGGUAUUGCGAGAUCCCAGUGGUCUUGUGCUAAAUGCAGGAAAUUAAAAAAAAUGGCAAGAAAGGUACUGACCCUUGUGGUCAGUAAUGGAGGGGCUGAGGAGGAAGAGAAAGGGUUGGUGAAGAAGAAGCGGAGGGGCAGUGUUACUGUUGAUAGUGUAAGUAUAGGGCCUUUCAGUGAAACGGGAUGAUUUCAAUAAGUGACUACUUCUUUGAAAUUUUUUUUCAAAUUCAAUGGGCA